This is a messenger RNA of Cryptomeria japonica (Japanese cedar), 522 nucleotides long. RefSeq lists its product as uncharacterized. Bases 1 to 522 code for a protein of 173 amino acids. The transcript has 2 exons. The record is from RefSeq and is a predicted model, not a curated record. Lineage: Eukaryota; Viridiplantae; Streptophyta; Pinopsida; Cupressales; Cupressaceae.
AUGGAAGAUGCAGAGGCUCAAGAAGUGAUUGAUAACCUAAACAAACAAUUGGAGGAGAAAAGAAAGAGGUUAAUGGAGAUGGACUCAGAAGAAGAAAUGUCAGAAAAUGAACCAGAAGACACUGAAGCCAUUUCUAGUGAUCCAACGAGUGAUUCUGAGGAGAGAACGGAUGACUUGGAAGUUCAAGUUGGCAAGAAGAGGAAACUUUUGAAAACUAGGCCUUCCUCCUUAAAGGGAAAGAAAUCUAAAGGCAAAAUUCUCCAGAUAAGCUCGAAGGAGGAGGAGGAGGUCUCUAAAAAUUCAGGGAAGGAGAAACCCCAGGGUUCUCUGAAAAAGAAACCCAAAGCCUAUACUCAGACCAAAAACAAACAAAAGAGAAAGGAUGAGAAUGUGAAGGAGUUGGAGGAACAUAAACAGAAAAAGAUUUUGGAUGUUGAUCAGAACAUGGAGGAGGUGACCACUGGAGAAGUUCAUAGGGCUGAAGAUAAAGGAACUAUUGGUGACACCCCAAAUAAGGAAUAG